AUGGCUUCUGUCUCUCCAUCUGACACAACGGCGCAUCUUCCACCAGAGCAUCUUGCUGACUCAGACGUCGCGAUCGCGGCUACGUCGGUCGAGCAAGGCGACCAGACGGAGCCAGCCGUGGCCACUGCACAAACGGACACGAGUAUCGCCAUUGAGGAUGGAGAUGCUCCAGCUCCAGCCCCAGCCCCAGCCGCCUCGACCUCCAUCACAGGCGACGCCGCCGAAGAUUCAUAUCCCGAGCUAGAAGACCAUAUCACGCUCCAGCCUCCUCCUCCUCCUCCUCAUCCUCCAGCUGGAUUCAAGCCCUACUUCACACUCCUCGAAGAUCGUAUCACGGGGGAACAACACCAUCCGACAGUACAUUACAUUUUCGCAGACGACGACCCCGAUCUGCUGACUAACGCUGCGCUCGAGACGUUGCUGCAUACACCACAUCAUCAUCAGCAACAACAACCGGACGCGGAAGUCGCUUCUACGGAGAGAUUCAUGCUGGUAGACAUGAGUGCAGAUGGACAAGACAUCGUGUCAACAUCUUCUCUGUCUGCAGACUGGCAAAGUUUUGAAAGCAGUUUGGCGCAAGCUCCUUCCUGGGGGAACGAUAGCGCCUCUACACAGUUAAUGCUACGCAUUUCCGGGCAAGGGUCGCUGCCUGUUCUUCGCCGUGGUCGUGGGGAUCAGCGACGGAUGGACGAUGUGGCUGGCCUGACUCGACUGCUCGAUGAUGUUCAGAUGGAUCUGGAGAGUGUAGUAGUAGGUAACGCAGGUCAUACGACGCAAUGAGACUCUAUAGACAGAGGAGGUCACGAUGUCAGUAAUGACAAUUAGUGACAUGGACGAGCACGAGAACGAGCAAUACAGCACAGACUUCGGGGGUUUCUUGUUGUUUGUUCUGUCGAAAAUGGGGGUAUCUCUAAUGAAAAGGCAAUGUAUUUGAUUAACCCUCGCUGAUUCGGACACUUUUUCGUGUCGCCCGUCUUGGUCUGCCACCCGUGUCAACCUCGACGGGCGGCUCUGUCGUUUGAGAUGGUUUCACUUGCUGCAGCGGCAUCACCGGGGAUGCCGCCUUCUCCGACUUCAUUGCGCUUGUUUGCGCAGGCGCUGCCGCUUCUCCAUCAGUCUUGGUUUUGAGCAUACUACCACCUUUCUUCGUCUUGGUCGCUUUAGCGGUGGGCCGGGUUUUCACGUGUUCCUCGACGACGGGUGUUGCCUCUUUCGAUACGUUCUCUUUCUCCGUCACCACUGUGCUUUUGAAAGGCAGACGAAGGGCCAGAUGUGAGUCUGGUGCGCGUUCGCAACGUUGCAUGACGGCUUCCAUAUAUGAGCGCACUUCCUCGGCUGGUUUGACCCACCGGCGAACGCAAUUGAGCAACUCCUCGCGUCCGUAGGCGACUUCGAUCAUGAUUGUUAUAGGCUGCCAGUAUUCUGCGUUGGGCUCAAGACCAUCGCUGUCCGCUGCCUGAUGGCCUUUGCGGAUUACGAUGAAGCUGACUAGUAAGUGCUGAGGGGAUAGAGUCUCGAGAAUGCUGUGUUGUGGGAAUAGGAAUCGGUCUUCAGUAGCUCCAACGUCCUUGAAAGCGAUGAUGACGGGUAAGGCAGGAGCCACCCAAGGUUGCUGUUGGCCAUGCUGUUGUGGUUGUUGUCCAGGCUGUGCAGGCGGGUAUGGCUGUGUACCUGGGGCGAGUUGCAUUGUUCCAUUCAGUGUGCUGGAGACUCUCAUGUCUGCUUGUCCAUCGUAUUGAAUCGUAUUCGGCUGCUGGUAGGCUUUGGCUGUCGAGUCGUCUUGGUCUUGUUUCUGUCGUGUGACCAUGGCUGUGAGCUCAUCGAUGUGCUUCUGGAAUACCUUGAGCUGCUCCUGAGUGGCAUGGCCUGUAGCCACUUCCUUCAUAAGGGACUUCAGCUCCGGGUCGGUCGAUGCACGAGUGGCCAACAUGCUAAUGACCGGAUCUGGUUUCGUUCCUGAUUGGGGCGCCGGGCUACUCGCCUGGGGAACACGAGGCGGCGAUUGCUGAGGUAUUUGGGGCUGGCCUGGUGGAAUCGUGGGGGGCAGGCCACGAUGCUGGUACUGCUGAGCUGGUCUGUAGUGCGAAAUGGGCUGCUUCGGCGCUACAGGCGCUUUCGCUCGCUCCUCCACAUACAUUUCGGCCACAAAAAGAUGGGGCUCGAUUCGUAUUCGACACUCGCCUCGACUCUUC
This is a messenger RNA of Sphaerulina musiva SO2202, 2192 nucleotides long. RefSeq lists its product as uncharacterized. NCBI's taxonomy places the organism in Eukaryota, Fungi, Ascomycota, Dothideomycetes, Mycosphaerellales, Mycosphaerellaceae. The transcript is spliced from 2 exons. Bases 1 to 780 code for a protein of 259 amino acids. The record is from RefSeq and is a predicted model, not a curated record.